AAUGCUGACAGUGAGAUUAUAGACGCGGCACUGCAACUUUGACGGCGGACAAAAGGUAGUGUAGGUGCAUUUUUACCCGCUUUGUGAUCAACGCCAUGAUUAACAAGUCGAAACAUGGAUACGAGGAGGAAAAACCGCUUCUCGUUUUGUCGCUGGAUUCGGAAAACCUGAGACUUUAUCAACCCGAAUGUGAAACGGCAGUGACGAAAGGAGCUGCAAAUUAUCUGGGCCGAUGGCCUGGCCACGUAUUUGCAGCAUUCGUUUCUGGAUUUAUGGUUCUAGCGACUUUUGUACUCUUCGGAAUUGUCACGGUGACGUUCACAAUUCCUUCGAGCGAAAAAUGCCGAAUAUCCGGAAACAACGAAGCCGACGAAGUGCCGAACGUUUAUUUCAUAAAACACGAAAAUCGCACGUGGAAUACAAAGGAAUUAUGUUACAUCGAGAACACCGCCAGAAUCCACGAAAAUCUCAGUGUUUACCUGAUCAACUUAUUGUCCGGGAAAGAGAUCGAGAAGAAUCUAACCGAACCAUUGAAUCAACUUCGUCAAAUGAUGGACGGAAGAAACUCUCACGUGAUUCCAACAUCCUUGGAUAACCUUUUAAGCCAGUACAUGACCGAACCUCGUGUGACGAAAGGAGCGUCAUCGGAUAAAAAGAUGAGGAAAAAAUUGACGAGUUCGUUGGCUAACGUAAAAAACAUCGAAGUGCCAAUCGGACGAUUAUUCAACGGAUCAAGAUUGGCAAAUGUCUGUAAUCAUCUCAGUAAAGAAAUGCUUGAAAUGGCAGCGAGAGCGUACGUGCUGUGGAAUUUUCCCGGUGUGGCAUUGGACCCGGAGUUUAGUCCGAACUUGGAAUCGUUGAAAGAAUAUCUGUGCAGGGAUGAUGGCGGUUUGAAUGCCUGCGCCGCAAAGGACAGCGUCGCUGCAAUCGAGCCAAACGGAGAUGUUCAGGCUGCUUCCGUUCCCUGUCAGGCCUUCAUCGGUUACCUGAUCCGGCAAAUAGCGGCAAAAGGCUCCCCGGAUCAACGAAGAGUGAUGCAAAAGGCGAUAAACAAUUUCUGCCCCAAAUCCUCGCGGUGUUCGGGAGUGAAGAUAUUGGAUCCCUUAGACUCACUGACUGGAGGAUCAUCAUCGAUGGAAAAUUUAAACUGCCCUACGAUACUUUCGACAAAUAAGGAUGCAGCGAAUAAGACUUUAAGAAAAAUGCUUGCAGCAACAUCGAGCGGUUCACGAGUAUUUAGAAGUGCGUAAGUUUUUCUAAAAAUUAUCAGAACGCGAAGAAUAAUUCUAUAUUACAUAAUAAUGUAUCCACAU
Molecule: messenger RNA, 1313 nt
Organism: Neodiprion virginianus
Lineage: Eukaryota; Metazoa; Arthropoda; Insecta; Hymenoptera; Diprionidae
Exons: 7
Coding region: 96-1250 (384 amino acids)
Source: RefSeq, a predicted model, not a curated record